This is a messenger RNA of Orussus abietinus, 1023 nucleotides long. Its product is annotated as cytochrome c oxidase assembly factor 6 homolog. Gene Ontology annotation, biological process: respiratory chain complex IV assembly. The record is from RefSeq and is a predicted model, not a curated record. Gene Ontology annotation, cellular component: mitochondrion; respiratory chain complex IV. The coding region runs from base 627 to 947 and encodes 106 amino acids. The transcript has 6 exons. Lineage: Eukaryota; Metazoa; Arthropoda; Insecta; Hymenoptera; Orussidae.
UGAUAUUUAUGGUCUAAGGAUGAGCACUCUCUGUUGCUCUUCAAUUUAGGGCUUAUCUUUUAAUUCGAUCUUGGAGAUUGCGGAACUCAUUUCAAUUUAUAAGAUUUCUUUGCAGAAUCCGAUUUCAACGCGAAGAACUUCAAAUAGAGAAUCUUAACAUAAAAGAUACAUAAUUAUUAAUUAAUUGGUUGACGGAAACUGUAAUGUCGCAUGCAAGAGAACAUUAAGAAAGCAGUUCUAGGCACUAUACGGUUUAAAAUAAAAAUUCUCAGAAGAUCCAGCAUGAGGACCAAUUGUGACCGACUUGCGUUAUAACCUCAAAGCCGAUUUGAAAUAAAAUUCAUUCAAGGUUGACAGAUGCUAAACCACUUUUCAUUGAAGGAACAGUGUUUCGUCCAGUUAGACGUGAAACUGUGGAGUUAUACAGUUUAAUUUGUUAGUUAAACUUUUUAUACUGAUAUCUCUAUUUAACUCUGUUGUUAAAGUAUAGUUGCUUUUCCUCUUGCAUUAGGAGGAUCUGUUAACAACUAUUCUUGUCUUAAACGUGCAUUGAAACGUGUCUGAGAGUGAACACCUGUAUUGCUUUGUCAUCUUGAUCAUAAGAGCGUUGUAUUCAUUACCGUAGAAUGUCUUUUCUAAAUAAGGAAGAACGUCUUAAAUGUUGGGGGCAUCGAGAUGAAUACUGGCAAUGCUUAGAUCAAGGAAAGUCAGAUACAGAGUGUAAUGAACAUAGAAAACGAUAUGAACAAUUCUGCCCUUCACAGUGGGUAAAGCAUUUUGAUCGAAAGCGAGAGUACCUAAAAUUCAGGGAACAGAUAGAAAAACAAGGGGAUAGUAAUUCAGAUGGUAUGAAACUAUGUCAAGAUUCAGAAGUUUCUGUCAAAAUCCCUUCACAGAAGCGGCACGCCAUUGCGUUCCGUGUAAAGCAUAAAGAUCCUACCAACUGAAUGCAAUAUGACAAUGAGGACUUUUUUGUGCAAAUGAACACGGACUACAAGCAGUUUCCAUGUAUUAACCAAGAGU